UUUUCAGCCCGGGCAUGUCAGAUGUAUACGAGUUGGAGUUCAGGAUACAACACAGCUAAAAGGAUAAAUUGUUAAAUCUGAGGAUUGUUGGAGAAUAUCUAUUUUUGGAUGAAUGAAUACUGCGUGUUUUACCACAUCUCAGCGUACUUCACGUCUCACGAUGAAUCCGGAUCUAUUCAAACCUUGUCCAGAACAUGGCCAAGUUAUUCUUCCUACUAAACCGAACAAGACCAAAUCGGAACAAAUCAAACCAGAUCUCGCCCAGGUGGUGACUGAUUCCAAUACAGGAAAAUCUUACAGCAAAGGAAAGCUUCUGGGAAAGGGUGGCUUUGCACGAUGCUAUGAAAUGACAGACCUUUCCAGCAACAAAAUGUAUGCUGUGAAGGUGAUACCACAGAGCAGGGUGUCAAAACCUCAUCAGAGGGAUAAGAUAACAAAUGAAAUUGAACUUCACAAAACCCUACAUCACAAACAUGUGGUGAAGUUCUCCCAUCACUUUGAAGACCAAGACAACAUCUAUAUUUUCCUUGAGCUCUGCAGUAGAAAGUCCCUGGCACACAUUUGGAAAGCAAGACACACACUGACAGACCCAGAAGUGCGGUACUACCUCCGGCAGAUCAUAUCUGGGCUGAAGUACCUUCACAACAGAGGCAUCCUUCACAGGGAUCUCAAAUUAGGCAAUUUCUUUGUGAAUGAGAACAUGGAGUUGCGUUUGGGAGACUUUGGGCUUGCUGCGAAGUUGGAAACAGUCGAGCAGAGGAAGAAAACAAUCUGUGGAACGCCAAACUACCUUGCCCCCGAGGUGUUGAACAGGCAGGGCCAUGGAACAGAGUCUGACAUCUGGUCACUAGGUUGUGUAAUGUACACACUGAUGUGCGGGAACCCUCCCUUUGAAACCCUUGACCUGAAGGAGACAUACAAGUGUAUCAAGGAGGUAAAAUACAACCUGCCCUCGACCCUGUCUCCUGCGGCUCAGAAGCUCAUCUCUGGCAUUUUGCAGAAGGACCCCAGUGACCGCUUCACACUAGACCAAAUCCUGAACCACCAAUUCUUCACCAAGGCUUUCACCCCGGAUAAACUGCCUCCCAGCAGCUGUGUGACAGUGCCAGAGCUCAACCUUCCCAGCCCGGCCAAGAGGUUUUUCACAAAGAUGGCCAAGAGUCUCUUUGGCAAGAGAAAAUCCAAAGUGGAGAAGAACCAUUGUGAAGAGCGAGAGAGCAUCUCCAAACUUGUGUCAGGAAUCGUGAAAUGUUCCAUCAGUCGCCAGAUGAGUUACAAAACAGUUUGCACCGAUGAGGCUCCCCCUCCCACGGUAGGCCAGCAAGUCAGCUCUGGUCUGCUGGAUACACCAGCUGAGGAGGAGUCCAGGAAGUCUGCAGCAUCACGCUCUUUUAAAGGCUCGGUGGCCAGCAGCACAGAACCGUGUGAAGAUGGCCUUACCCCUGCGUCUAUAGCUGAGUCGGCCAUGAAGGUCCUCAACAGCUGUUUGUCUGCCAUGCCUGCAGCUACAAGAAACCCGCCAUGUCUUUCCAGGCCCAAAUCCUUUAUCUGGGUCACAAAGUGGGUUGAUUAUUCCAACAAAUAUGGCUUUGGCUACCAGCUCUCCAAUCAAAACAUUGGUGUGCUUUUCAAUGAGGGGACACACUUGAGUCUGUGUGAUCAACGCAAGACUGUGCACUACUGCUUGACCAACAACAAACACUUCACCUUCCAGGCCAGUGCUUUACCAGAGCAGCUCUGCAGUCAGAAGCAGAUCGUGGAGCUGAUGGCCAACUACAUGGAACAGAACCUCAUGGAGGGUGGCGACCUCCACUGUGAAGACCAGCCUCCCUCCCAGCCGCCACUCCUUCUGCAGUGGGUGAAGACCGACCAUGCUCUGGUGAUGCUCUUCAACAACGGUACCCUGCAGGUGAAUUUCUACACCGACCACACCAAGAUCAUCCUGUGCAAGUCCUCCGACUCUUACCUACUGACCUACAUCAGCCGCGAACGCGUCUCCUACACAUACCUCCUGAGCAUGCUGUCAGAAAUGGGCUGUUCUGCCGAGCUAAGGCACCGCAUGCGCUACGUGGUACAGCUGCUCCAACAUCACGGAGAUUCAUAAUGGACCCACAGCUCAAGUAAGGUGAUGGUUAGGAUUGGGGGAGGGGAUGCUGAUCAUGGCUCUGUACCUAGGGAAAACUUCACCCCCAGGGCCAUGACUCUGGGCACCAUCCCCAAGUCUCAACCAACCUGCUGCUUUCUGCUCUCACUGGGAGCAAAUGACCAGGAGGCUCUGUUCAUUCAGGGAGUCCUCCCCAAUCUUAGGCUAGUGUCUGGCCUCUUUGGACUAUGGUGCCCUUGUUUGUUUUUGAAUUAACCUAUAUUCUGACUACAGUAUCACACUACUGGCUUGAUUCACUUCAUGCACACAAACCUGACCCUGUUCUCUCAGCUCAUGCUCAGACCUGAUUCUGAAAUGGCAGUGGGAUCACAAGCUGCCAAGUGACCCCCCCCCCCCAAUGUCAAAACUGAAGUUGGUCUUCGCGUUUUUUAUGCUUUGACAUUGCUUGCCUUUUUAUGAUAAUUGCACUUCACUAAUUGGUACACAACAGCAUACGGAGGGCAAUGGGUGUGACAACUUUCACUUUCUUUGGAUUCGCAGUAAUUUUCCCACUCGUUUUUAGCUAUAGAUACCAGAAGGUUAUUUUUUUGACCUUAACUGGGUAAUAUAGCUUUUUAGUGUUCAGUUGAAUAAGGCUGUGCUACACUGCAUUGUUUGGCAAAGGGGAUAAAGUGCCUUUGAGGGAUGUCUGCCUGUAUUGUGCAAUAGCAGCCCUUUUUGAAUGUGGAUGUGGUGGCAUGAGAUGGUCUACGGAGGCAAGUACUUUUUACUUGGAAUUGGUUAACUUCAAAUGGCUGAAUAGCACUAGUGUCACUACCUGGGUAUAAGCUUUUGAUAAAAUGGUAUAUAACCCUGUAAUAUCUAUGUAAUAAAACAAAUAUAUAAGUAUUGUGUUUAUCAUACUGUACCAUCCUUUGGUUUACAUUGCCUUCUCUACCCAGAGUUGGAUCCUUAAACUGUGAUUCCUUCUCUACCCAGAGUUGGAUCCUUAAACUGUGAUUCCUGAGUGCAAGUAUUAUACAACUUCCAGGUAAUGUCUUGUCAAAUCCAACGUUUUGAAAGCAUCUGCUUCAGAAUCUUUAUUUUUGUGCACAAAAAUGUCCUGUAUUUAUUUUAUUUAUACAUUUAUUUAUUGUGUAAUUGUAUGGUCUUGACACAUGGGAAAUGUUCAAUAUGAUCACUUUUGUGCUAUAUUGGCGUAAAAUAAAGUUUAUGGAAAUCA
Molecule: messenger RNA, 3326 nt
Organism: Oncorhynchus keta (chum salmon)
Lineage: Eukaryota; Metazoa; Chordata; Actinopteri; Salmoniformes; Salmonidae
Product: serine/threonine-protein kinase PLK3-like
Exons: 15
Coding region: 113-2104 (663 amino acids)
Biological process (GO): protein phosphorylation; mitotic cell cycle; DNA damage response
Cellular component (GO): spindle pole; cytoplasm; nucleus
Molecular function (GO): ATP binding; protein serine/threonine kinase activity; protein binding
Source: RefSeq, a predicted model, not a curated record